Messenger RNA from Zophobas morio, 1041 nucleotides. Its product is annotated as tRNA (adenine(37)-N6)-methyltransferase. The record is from RefSeq and is a predicted model, not a curated record. The transcript has 11 exons. NCBI's taxonomy places the organism in Eukaryota, Metazoa, Arthropoda, Insecta, Coleoptera, Tenebrionidae. The coding region runs from base 114 to 959 and encodes 281 amino acids.
GGACCCUUGAGCCCGUAACUUUUUGGAUAUUCUACACGAAUUGGAGCCAAGUUGUCUGUCUACUUGAGUCAGGUCGCCUCUAAGACAAGAGCUUUUGUUUUUGGAUUAUAACCAUGUCAACUCGUGACUUUGAGAAAAAGGGGAAUCCUUUUUUUACCAAAACCGCUUUGCCUACGUAUGAGUUAACGGUUUUGGGAUACGUUGAAUCAGUGUUUCGAACCAAAAAUGGCACCCCAAGACAAUCCAGUGUUGUCCCUAACUCAAAGGCUAGAGUUCAUAUUUUGCUUCAUGGCAAUAAAGGGCAUAUACUAGAAGGAUUAGAAGAGUUUUCACAUGUAUGGCUAAUUUUCUUGUUUAACUGCAACAAGCAGAAAAAUGUCAACUACAAAAUAAGGCCGCCUCGCCUAAAGGAAACCCUUGGUGUGUUUAGUACAAGGUCCCCCCACCGCCCUAAUCCCCUCGGCUUAAGUCUUGCUAAGUUGGAUAAACUUGAUCACAAUAAUGGCACGCUACACUUGUCCCGAAUCGACUUGGUGCACGGGACGCCAAUUCUGGAUAUAAAGCCUUAUAUAGAAGAUUUUGAUCGCGCUGAAGGAUCACUUGUUCCCCAGUGGCUUACGUCAAGCCUUCAACAAAGUAAGUUUCAGGUUCUGAUAAGUGAAAAGGCCCGAAGACAAGUGCAAUACAAAAUCAAAGCUAGACAAUUAGAUUUCUAUAAAUCAGAAGAAGAAGUGCUCUUAGUUAUUACCCAAAUUUUGGAAAACGAUCCACGGAGUCGUUAUAGGCGAAAACAGCAUGAAAACCAAAAAAAUUUAGAUUAUCAAUUUCCCCUCGACAACUGUGUAGUCUGCUGCAAGUACGAUCCCUAUGAUGCUAAAGUUCAUGUGUAUGCUGUGGAGAACUGGUUUCCCGGCUGGAACCACACUUUAACAAAGUUCGAAAAUGAAAGCUUCGAAUAAUAAAUUUAUUGUAAGUAUUGCAAACUUACCAUUUUUACAUACUGUCGACGGUUUUCAAACCAAGUAAAUAGAAACACUGACG